Caenorhabditis sp. 36 PRJEB53466 is the source of this 663-nucleotide messenger RNA. NCBI's taxonomy places the organism in Eukaryota, Metazoa, Nematoda, Chromadorea, Rhabditida, Rhabditidae. The record is from the annotation of a GenBank genome assembly.
AUGAGCGAAGUCGUCGACGUUCCGGAUGAUUCGCCGCCAAGAUCUCCGGAUGUGGAGUGCCCGUCGACCGAGGGCAAAGGUUCGGGAACCCGAUAAUAUCUCAAAUGAAGCAAAAAGCAUUUUCCAGAAGGCGUCGUCGUCUCGAGAAAGCGCACCGCCGAAGAGGAUGGCAAGAAAGUGCAGGAGGAGGAGGAGGAGGAGAAUGGAGAGGAAGAAGGAGAAGAAGAGGGCAAGGAAGAGGGAGACGGUGAGCGAUAGUAACCUAGUACAGUAGUCUAGAAAGAUGAUGCAAUGUUAUAGUGGGUGUUGACGAACUUUAGCUCAGCAUGACGUGGCACUGACAGCUACAGUGAGCCUAAGUUGACGUGGCCACAACUAGAGUAUUGUAGGAGCCUAACUGAGUGUUAGGUGAUACGAAUUUCUAGUUUUUUGGCAAAAUCAUCAAACUCUAAACUUUCAGACUCUGAAGUGCCGGCCAAGAAGGCCAAGAUCACGGAUGACGCCGAUGAUGAGGCUGACAAAUCGGCUGACGAGGUCGCCGACGCUGACGGCGACGACGAAGCCGUCCUGGAGGACGAGGAGACCACCGCCGAGGAUGGUGCGAACGACGAGAAGGAGGAGGAGGAGAAGGAGGAGGAAGAGGAGCACAACGACGAAGAAUAA